CGAAACGUCUACUUCCGGAAACGGUGAAUGUUUCCUUCUGCAUCCCCUAUAAUAGACUUUACUUAUCUAAGCCUAUCUCGAUUUCAUUUUCUCCGUCGGUAAAAGCGAGCACACCAUUUUAUUAGGUUUCAACGCUCUGACCUCUGCCAUUAAGCACAAAUCUGUCGUACAGAAGGAUGGCGGAUGCAUUGGAUCUUCCUGGUGCUUCUUCUAUGCAGAAAAUGUCGACGAGAACGUUUAGACAGAAAGCUCAAGAAUUUCUUUCUUCACGAAAAUAUGCCAAUAAUCUCGUUGACAUAAUUAGCCAGUGGGAUGAAUCAUCAUCCUCUUGUUUAUUGACUAUAGAAACAAUAUUUGUGGAAGUGCUUAAACGGGGUGAUAUGUUUGUAGAACAAACAAUUACUCUUACCAUCUCAGAACCUAGUCCAGAAAGACGUUACAUCAACUGGUUGCGCAAUUGUUACGAAGAAGUCUGGGAGAAAAUUCUUUUAUCUAUAGAGAAAUCUCGUCCGACCAUUCAAUUGCAGGCCCUUACUACGGCAUUAAAAUUGUUAGCCCAAGAAGGUAAAACUCCGCUUGAACCAACUGGGACUUUGGGAUAUUACCUACCGCUACACCGUCUAAAACCUAUCCUUAUGUCUUUACUUUCCCCGGAGAAAGACAAUAUUAAUCUAAUAAAUAGAUUUCAAGAGAUAGCUGGAUAUUCGGAUGCACUUUACUAUACAUGGAAGUGUCUACCGUCUCUUACUCCAAAGAGACAACCGCGUGAAAUUUACAUUAAGAAUUUGCUCGAACUUAUAGAUAAACUACCACUGCCUAAAGACACAGAUGAGAAUGAAAUCUGUGAAAAUAAACAAUUGUUGUGUGGAUCAAACGGAGUCGCUACUAAUUGCUUCACAUGGGAUCAAGCCAGCGUCAGACGUUCGCUCAACAAAGUAUGGGCGUGCGUGAUGCAUUGGGAAUUAACGCCUCAAUUGCACAAACAGUUGCUAAUAGUGCUUUUGGAAAGAGUUAUGCCGCAUCUUGAAAAGCCUAUAUUAUUGACGGACUUCCUUAUGGAUUCUUUGGAUGCGGAUGGUCCUAUCGGAUUACUUGCCUUACAAGGCGUAUUCUUACUGGUCACAAAGCACAAUUUGGAAUAUCCAAACAUUUUUACUAAACUUUACUCGAUGUUCGAGCCAGAAAUUUUUCACACGAAAUAUAAGGCACGAUUAUUUUACUUGUCUGAUCUUUUCCUCAGUUCGACACACCUACCGGAAGCAUUAGUGGCAGCGUUUGCGAAGCGUCUUGCACGUUUAACAUUGGUUGCGCCACCCGAAGAUAUUCUUAUCAUUUUAUUGUUCGUGGGUAACCUCCUUCUAAGACAUCCAGGUUUGAAGAGACUUAUAGAUCAUCCCCAAGGUGGGGAAUUAAUAUCCGAGGAAGGUACAGGAACUGGCGACCCAUUUCUCAUGGAAGAACGAGAUCCGUUGCUUAGUAAUGCGCUCCUUAGUAGCCUUUGGGAAAUCAAAGCUCUUCAAUGGCAUAUCUUACCAAGUAUUGCUACAGCCGCACGUUUUAUUCGCGAGCCACUUCCCUCUGUCGAAUAUGAUAUGGCAUCUGCACUUGAACGUACGGGAGGGCACAUGUUUGAUCGGGAAUUGAGAAACAAAGUGAAAGAUAUUAUGUUAACGUUUGAACGCCCAGAUUCUAUGGCAUUACCGAAAGGUGACCGUCUGUUACAAUACUGGCAACUUACGUCCAUACAUUGAUUCGCAUUAUCAAGACUAUUUAGCGAAGAAGCAUGUCGUCGAUAAUGCAAUACAUGCGUGCGAAAUCGUCAAGAUUGCCGUUCGAGAUCGUCGUAAAAGUGCGAUGCAGUGUGUUAUAAAGGACGAGUAUUAGAAAAGAAUCAUGAUAAAUUAAGACAUUCGUUCUCGUUUUUUACCUCGUAUCUGUGGAAAAGAAAAAGUGACGUGUAUGUGUGUCGGUAAUAUUUAACUUUAUAUCUGUUAAAUAUAAUCUUUGUUAAAAUCGUUUUUAAACCAAUUGAUUUACAACGUGUCAUAUGCAAUCACAAUCUUAAGCUAUACGUAUUAAUCUAAGAAUUAUUAUUAAUUAUCUACGGACUAUCGCGACGAUUAAAAUAAUCACUUUCGUCGUAGCAAGUCAUUUGUACACACGAGUGUGAAAUAAUAAAAAGAUAUUUAUUUUAA
Messenger RNA from Vespula vulgaris, 2195 nucleotides. RefSeq names its product nucleolar complex protein 4 homolog B. NCBI's taxonomy places the organism in Eukaryota, Metazoa, Arthropoda, Insecta, Hymenoptera, Vespidae. Bases 177 to 1751 code for a protein of 524 amino acids. Gene Ontology annotation, cellular component: nucleolus; small-subunit processome; Noc4p-Nop14p complex. The record is from RefSeq and is a predicted model, not a curated record. Gene Ontology annotation, biological process: ribosome biogenesis. The transcript is spliced from 7 exons.